Molecule: messenger RNA, 1779 nt
Organism: Ziziphus jujuba (common jujube)
Lineage: Eukaryota; Viridiplantae; Streptophyta; Magnoliopsida; Rosales; Rhamnaceae
Product: phenolic glucoside malonyltransferase 1-like
Exons: 1
Coding region: 123-1484 (453 amino acids)
Source: RefSeq, a predicted model, not a curated record
AGGUUUCCCCGGUUCAUUUAUUAUUUAAACGACAAUCUCAUUUAUAGCUUGGAAUUGGAGACCAAACAAUUAGAACAGACCCCAAAAACCAUCGAGAGCACGUAAUUCUCUGUCUUACAUCCAUGGCUAAACCAAACUCCAUUAAAAUACACGACGUAAGCACGGUUGUUCCUCCACCAGAUUCCCCGUACUCCACCACUCCAAACUCUCUACCCCUUACUUUCCUCGAUUUGUUCUGGUUAAGAUUCUCACCUACUCAUCGCAUCUACUUCUACCAAUCCCCAAUCUCCACCGCAGCUUUCUUCGACUCCGUCGUUCCAAAACUCAAAAAAUCUCUCUCUCUAGCCCUCUCCUACUUCCUCCCUCUCACCGGACACCUCAUCUGGCCCGAAUCAUCCUAUACGCCUCUCAUCCAUUACGCCCAAAACGACGGCGUUCCGUUCACCGUAGCAGAGUCCGAUGCCGAUUUCAACUACGUUUCGAGCACUGACUUCCGCGAUCCCACCGUCAACCAUCCUUUGGUACCGAAACUAUCGGUUUCCUCCGAGAGGGUUUCAGUUCUGGCACUUCAGGUGACUCUGUUUCCCAACCAUGGCUUUUCAAUCGGGAUCACAACCCACCAUGGUGUCGUCGACGGCAGAAUCUCAACCACUUUUACCAAAGUUUGGGCUCAAAUCUGCAAAUCUGAAGGUGGUCAGUUGCCGGAUCUGAAACUAUUGUAUGACAGAUCCAGUUUGAAGGCUUUCAACGGGCUUGAAUCGAUCUACGUUGAGUAUUGUUUAAGAAAUGGGGGUAGAAACUUGCAAAUCCAUCAAGAAUUGUUUAGUCCUCCUGAUUCAGUUCGUGGUACGUUCGAAUUGACUCGAGCUAACAUACAGAAACUGAGAGAUUUCGUCAAUGUGGAACUGGGGAAGAACAACGAAGCUGCUGCUCCGGUGGUUCACUUAUCGACUUUUGCAUUGACUUGUGCUUAUAUAUGGACUUGCUUAGUGAGAGCAGAAGAAGUAAGCCUAGACGUCGUCGUUUUGUCUUUCAACGUGGAUGGUAGGUUCCGAUUGGAGCCUCCUAUACCUGACUAUUUUGGAACCUGUCUUGGGGUGAAGGUUGCUGUUGCUGAAACAAAAGGCAUAUUGGGGAAAGGAGGGUUUGUUGAAGCGGUGAAGAAAAUCAGUGAAGCUAUAAAGAGCAUCGAUGAAGGAGUUUUCAAAGAAGCAGCAAAUUGGUUUCCAGAAAAUAACACUUUGCCGCCUUGUAGAAUAUAUUCGCUUGGUGGGUCUCCUAGAUUUGGGGUUUAUGGUACAGAUUUUGGGUGGAAUUCACCCAGAAAAGUAGAUAUGACUGGCGUUGAUAGGGGUGGGGCUAUUUCACUUCAAGACCGUCGAGAUGGUGAUGGAGGAGUUGAGAUUGGAUUUGUUUUGAAGAAAGAUUUAAUGGAAGCUUUUGCUGCUCUGUUUGCUAAAGGACUUGAAGACCACCCAUUUUAGUUUUUUCUUCUUUUUUUUAUUAUUAUUUAAAAAAAAAUAUUUUGUUUCUUAAAAUAGUAGGGAAAUAAAAUGGGUGUUUUGGAUGGUUGUGAGUAAAUGAAGCCGGUGAAGGUGAUAGAUAAUAUAUAUAUAUAUAUAUAAUUAAUUUUUUACCACAAUCAUGAGGGAGUAGGGAGAUAAGAACUUUUUUUAAGGUGAUUCGGCAGUCAAGGAAGCUAUGUUUGCUUGGUUGGAUAUGUAUCACUAUUGUAUCCGUUUUUAAUAUAAUAAUAGACAAUCCUUUGUGUUGUUUUCA